CCCCGGUGGACUGUUCUAUACCUCCUGGUUUCUAAAAGAGACACAUACCAAUUUUGAAAGAAUUUCUAAUUAAGACCCUAGAUACAUCCGCUUCAUUCGAGGCUUCAGAAAUCCGACUGCAGGGCAGGAGUGCAACCCCAGCCCUCGAAGCCUAGGAAGGCCGGCUCGUACCGCCUUAGAGGAGUCUGGGGGCAGCCCCGCGGCGGGGGCGGUACCGGCGGGCUGUGGCCCCGCCCCCGGGCCGCCAUUGCCGGGCCUGUCGGACCGAGCUGCGCAUCUCCGUCUCCCCUCGCGAGCGGAGCCGGGCGACCGGCCUGACAAGGCUGCCCACAACCCAGCUUGCAUCGCCCCACCGGCCAGGCAAGUCUCCACCAGCUAACCGGCGUCGUCCGUCCCCAGCCUGGGAAGGGCGACCUGAGCACGGGGCCUCCCAUGGGAGGAGGCCUCCGUCCGGGCGAACCAGCUUUACUUCCCGGCUCCAGGGGCUCCCGUGGGCACGGCCGUGAGCCGACGGGUUCCUGAGGACCUUCUUGUCCCGACAGGGCCUUUCUGCGCGUGCCCGAGGAGCCUGGCCAGGUGGUUGGACGAACAAGCCGGUGCACCGGUCGCGUCCACCCAGCAGCGAGGACCAAGCACAGGCUCACGCUUGUGUUUUGUUGCCCCCAGAGUGCAGGGUCCCCAAACACUGCACCUGCCGACGACCCCAACCCCGCGGGAGAAGUGGACAUGAGGUUGGCAGGCCCCCUCCGCAUUGUGGCCCUGAUUGUCACCGUGGGCCUCACCUGGAUCGUGGUCAGCAUUCUCCUAGGUGGGCCUGGCAGUGGCUUUCCUCGUAUCCAGCAACUCUUCUCCAGCCCAGAGAACUCAGCAACUGCAGAGCCACGAGCCAGGAAGUACAAAUGCGGCCUGCCCCAGCCAUGUCCCGAGGAGCACCUGGCCUUCCGCAUGGUCAGCGGGGCCGCCAAUGUCAUCGGACCAAAGAUCUGCCUCGAAGAUAAGAUGCUCAUGAGCAGUGUCAAGGACAACGUGGGCCGUGGACUGAACAUCGCCCUGGUGAACGGGGUCAGCGGUGAGCUCAUCGAAGCCCGGGCCUUUGACAUGUGGGCAGGAGAUGUCAACGAUCUGCUGAAGUUUAUUCGGCCACUGCAUGAAGGUACCCUGGUGUUUGUGGCAUCGUACGACGACCCAGCCACCAAGAUGAACGAGGAGACCAGGAAGCUUUUCAGUGAUCUGGGCAGCAAGAAUGUGAAGGACCUGGCCUUCCGGGACAGCUGGGUGUUUGUGGGGGCCAAGGGCGUGCAGAACAAGAGCCCCUUUGAGCAGCACGUGAAGAACAGUAAGCACACCAAUAAGUACGAAGGCUGGCCCGAGGCCCUGGAGAUGGAAGGCUGCAUCCCCAGGAGGACGACGGCUAGCUAGCCGGCCGAGCACAGGGACCGGGCUGAGUGGGGCUGCGUGUGCCUGGCCAGGAGAAGGCGGUGGCGGCGCCGGCGUGAGGCUGAGGCCUGACCCCACGCCCAGCCGGGAGUGCUGUCUUGCCCCAACACCUCGGGGCUCCGAAGCGGUGACGGGACCAGGUGUGACCGGUGGUGGGGGUCUCUUUGUAAAGCUGCUUCCCCGGGUCAGCCCCGCCUGAUUCCCAAGCACCCGUGGUCACAAGGGCCCCGGGUGCUCGCCCCUUGCUGCGCCAAGUCUGGUAGCAGCUCCACAGUGGGUCGGGGCAUCUUCCAGAACCUCUCCAUCCCAGAGCCGCUCGAUGCUCUUGGGGCUGAUCCUGUUUCCAGGGUGAUUCCUUCAGAUGAGCCACACCCGGCUGCCUCCUGCGUCGCGCUCUUCGGGAAGGGGCCUCGUCGGAGCCGAGCCAGCCGGGGCACCAAAGUCGCCUGAUCACCGGCCCUGUCGCAGCAGAUGGCGGCUCCCAUGCUUUGUCGGGGGCCCACCUUCCAGAUGACCUCUCAAUAAAUUAGUGGCCCCAGUGGAAUAAAGUGCAUUAAGUGGGGA
Acinonyx jubatus (cheetah) is the source of this 2001-nucleotide messenger RNA. It is a transcript of the gene FAM3A, whose product is annotated as FAM3 metabolism regulating signaling molecule A. The record is from RefSeq and is a predicted model, not a curated record. The transcript is spliced from 10 exons. Lineage: Eukaryota; Metazoa; Chordata; Mammalia; Carnivora; Felidae. The coding region runs from base 727 to 1419 and encodes 230 amino acids.